This is a messenger RNA of Colletotrichum phormii, 1221 nucleotides long. RefSeq lists its product as uncharacterized. The transcript is spliced from 2 exons. The record is from RefSeq and is a predicted model, not a curated record. Gene Ontology annotation, cellular component: precatalytic spliceosome. The annotation marks the transcript as partial. Gene Ontology annotation, biological process: mRNA splicing, via spliceosome. NCBI's taxonomy places the organism in Eukaryota, Fungi, Ascomycota, Sordariomycetes, Glomerellales, Glomerellaceae. Gene Ontology annotation, molecular function: zinc ion binding; RNA binding.
CAUGGCAAUUGGGGCGAACCUCCAAAUUUUGGCAUGCGCGCAUCAUGCAGUGACGUCUCCGCCAACCUUCUCUCUCUCCGACAACACACGAAAACCCAGCCACCUCUUUCGACAGUACCUCUACACACGUACACACACUUUCCACGCACGCACACACGAAACGAUGUCAGAAUACUGGAAAUCGACACCAAAGUACUGGUGCAAACACUGCAGCAUCUUCGUCCGCGACACGAAGCUCGAGCGACAGAACCACGAAGCGACAGGCAAGCACCAGGGCGCACUCAAACGGUUCCUGCGCGACCUCCACCGCGGCCAUGAGCAAGAAGAGCGCGAAAAGGACCGAGCGAAGCGCGAGGUGGAGAGGUUGAAGGGGAUAUCAUCGGGCACGGGGUCAUCACAUUCAUCAUCAUCAUUCUCGAAACUCGGUUCGAGCAGCAGCGGCGGCGGCGGCGCGCCCCCGUCAGCAGAGUCGCAGCGCAAACAGCAGAUGGAACAGCUCGCUGAGAUGGGGGUGUCGAUACCGACCGAGUUUCGGGGCGAUAUGGCGAUGGCGGGGGAGUGGACUGUUACUGCGACAAAGGUUGUUGACGAGGAGGCGGAGAGGGAGAAGCCUGUUGAGGCCAAGGCUGUUGGGAGGCCUAGGAAGUGGGGGAGUACUAGGGCGAUGCCGGCUGAUGAUGAGGAUCUUGAUGCGUUGUUGAGUGGGAAUACGCUGAUGAGGUCUGUGAAGAAGGAGGAGGAGGAGGAGAAGGCUGAGGUGGGUGUUAAGGAGGAGGAGGAGGGCCAUGGAGGGGAUGAGGUGAAGCGGGAGGGUGAAGAGGAGGAUGCGACGGGGGUUACGUCUGAUGCGCUGGCUGUUAAGAGAGAGCCGGUGGAGGACGAGGCUGGGAAGGGUUUUGAUGUGCUGGCGUUGGGAGAGGACGGCGUCAAGAAGGAGGACGAGGCCACGGAGACCACGGAGGCCGCGGCGCCGGCGGUGAUGUUUAAGAAGCGCAAGCCCAAGAACAUGCGACAAAAGUAAAUUUUUUUUUUACCUUCCUUGGUGGGGAAUGGAUAAUACAACAUGUCUGAGGUGCAUAGCGAAGGCGUUGGGGAUUUCUUAGACUAGACACGGUGAUGGCCUGACGGAGGUCACUUUUAAAAAAGAUGUACAGAUCAACGGCCGUCAGGGAUAAUAUGAGGAGUAUUUGCAUUACGCUCAACGGCAACAUUGCAUUCGCC